Adineta steineri is the source of this 4488-nucleotide messenger RNA. NCBI's taxonomy places the organism in Eukaryota, Metazoa, Rotifera, Eurotatoria, Adinetida, Adinetidae. The record is from the annotation of a GenBank genome assembly.
AUGAGUACAGAUCCUCAACAAUAUUAUAAUAACCCACCAGCAACAUCACAUCAACAACAAAAUAGUUAUUUUAUGCAAAAUAAUGAAUUUCCAAUGCCAGUAAGGAAUCCGGGAUCAUAUGCCCCACAACGAUUUAUAACUCAACAAGUGCCUAAUGGUUAUCCACAACAAUAUUUUCAACAAGCAGCUUAUUUACCUGCACCAUUUGUUCCUUCAUCUAAUCCACGAUUACCUAAUCAACCACAUAUUUAUCAAAUUGUUCGACCACAGAAUGAAAAUAUACCUAGUCCACAAGGUUAUAUACCACAAUAUGCUCAAUAUUCACAAGGAAAUGUCAAUAUGGCACAAACAACACCUGUUUUUCAUCCACAACAACAAUUUUUUCCAGCAUCUUAUACGAUACAACCGAAUAAUUAUCAAAUACAACAAACACAAAUUCCUAAUCAACAACAACUACAACAGUCAGCACAAUAUACAUUAUCUACGAAUUUACAACAGCAAGCAGCAAUGCAUCCGCCACAAGCGGCACCACAUCAACAAAUUGAACAACCACAUGUGCCAACAUCUCAGCCCUCAAUGCAACAAAAUAUACCGCAAACGAAUACAUAUGCUGCUCCCCCACCUCCAGAAAAACGUCAAAGAAAACCAUUAGCAAUUGUUGAUCCUGUAUCACAUACAGCUGUAGAUAUUUCAACAACUACGCCAGCUACAAAUCCAGCAUCAUCCGUACCACAUGGUACAACUAAUGAAAAUCGUCAAAAUGAAUCGACUACUGAUUCACCAGCAGCAUCAAAUGUCAAAUUAGUAAAUGAUACAAAUAAAACUCAAAUACAAACUGAUUUUCGACAUAAAAUUGCACAAUUAUUAAUUGAUAAUCCAAGUACUUCAGUAGAUAAGAAUACAACUCAACAAGUUGCAUCUACUGGAUCAAAUGAAGAUUCAUCAACGAAACAAACUUCUACUAAACAAUCAGAAAACAUUGUACCACAAUCAACAUCAUCAGCGUCUUCAUCUCGUUCAGGUUCAGUAUCUCGACCAAAAUCUCCGACACCAGUUCCAUCAAGUGGUAUAUCAGCAACAGGAAGUAAAGAAUCUACGUCAAGUAAAUCAUCUGAACAACCACAACCAGGUUAUCCUGGUAUUCGUACACGAACUAUAACCGAUGAUUUACCAAAAAGUACUAAUAAUAAAACAAAUCAAGAUGAAACCAAAGAUAAACGUGAUCGAAGUGAUUCUCAAAGACAGCAAGAAACUGAAUCAUCAUCAUCAAUUGAAUCAAAUGAAAAAACCAAUAAUGAUUCAAAAUCAACGUCUGAUGAAACAGCAAUUAAACUUGAUGAAGAAAUUACAUCAAAUCAGACAGAUUCUCAUCCAACACCUCUUUUAUCAACAACAGAAUCAUUAGAAUGUGUUACACCUCCACAAACACCAACACAAUUAACAAGUGAUGAUAAAUCUCAAGCAGCAAUAAAUCAACGUUUACGUUAUGAUCGUCAUGAACUUCUACGUAUUCGUGAUAGUUCAGGAGCAUUUCCAGUUCCUUCACUUCCAGAUCUUGAUAUUGUUCUCAAAGGACUUACUAAUCGUCUUUCACAUCCAUAUACAGGUACAAAUAGUCAAGGACGUAAUAUCAAUCCACAAUUUCAUCGACAAAUGUCAUCAAGUAAUCAUCCAUCUUUAACACGUUAUUCAAAUAAUGCUGGCAACAGUGCAAGUGAUUCAAGACGUAAACCAGUUAUUUAUAUACCAAAUGAACCUGAUUUUGAGAAUCGUGUGGCAAAUCCUUAUAAACCACUUGAUCAAAAUAAAGUCGAUGCUAAUAUUAAAGUUUUACGUGAUGUUAAAGCAAUAUUAAAUAAAGUUACACCACAAACAUAUGAUAAAUUACAAAAACAACUUGAAUUAUUAGAAAUUGAUCGUUAUGAACGAUUAGAAGGAAUGAUUACUAUAUUUUUUUCAAAAGCUGUUGAUGAACCAGCAUUUAGUUUUCUAUAUGCUAGAUUAUGUAAACAAUUUCAAAAGAAACAAGUGACUGUGCCGUCAGAAGAUGGUAAAACAGUAACACAUUAUUUUCGUCAAAUAUUAUUAACACGUUGUCAAAAAGAAUUCGAAAAUGAUUAUAGACAAGAAAUCGAAUAUGAUAAAAGAAAAUGUGAAGUCACAGCUAUUACGGAUGAAAAGAAACGUAAAGAAGAAGCUGAAAAAUUAGAAGAAGAUCUUGUUAAAGCAAAACGAAGGAAAUUAGGAAAUAUUUUUUUUAUUGGUGAAUUAUUUAAAUUACAAAUGUUAACUGAUACUAUUAUGUAUGAUUGUAUUGAAUAUUUACUACGUGAUAAAACUGAUGAAGAAAGUCUUGAAUGUUUAUGCCGUCUUCUACGUACUAUUGGUAAAGAACUUGAAGCUAAAGCAAGUGAAAAAACUGCAAAUAAAACAAAUUUAGAAAAACAUUAUCGUGAAUUAGAGGGUAUUACUAAAGACCACAAUAAAGAACAAAAAGCAUCUGCACGUAUUCGUUUUAUGAUUCAAGAUCUUCUUGAAUUAAGACAAGGAUCAUGGGUUCCUCGUCGUGCUGAAGCAAAACCCAUGACAAUUGAUGAAAUUCAUGAACAAGAACGUAUUAAACGUGAACAACAAGAACGUGAUCAAGAACGUGAUCGACAACAACGACGUGACCAAAAUCGUGGUACUGCUAUUGGUAGUGCAUAUAGUGGUGGUAAUCAACAACAGUAUAACGAUGGACGUGGUAGUCGUGGUAGUGGAAUUAAACAACAAACAAGUAGAAAUGAUGAUGAUAGAGUAGAUAAUCGUUUUAAUGUUAAUUCCCUAAGACAAUUACAAUCAACUGAUAAACAAAGUCGAGGACAAUUAGCUAUUAAUUUAGCACCACAACGUACAUGGGCAAAAGGAUCUGGAAUUGAAAAGAAACCUGAAGAAGAUCGUUCAUUUGCUGGACGUGCUGGUAAACCACCUGCUGGUCCAGUUCAACAAAUAAAAGGUAAAAUAGGUUCAUCUCAAGGUGGUCCAUCUUAUCCUCUUCAACGUCAAUCAUCACGUGAAUUAGCACGUGAAAAUAGUCAUCGCGAUCGUGAAAAUGCUUUACAAUCAUUACGAAAAACAACUACUAGUAGUGGAAUAAGUAGUCCAUUAAAUACUGUCGGUAAUUCAUCUAUGGCAAAUUCACGUGAAGGUUCACGUAAUGUUAGUCGUGAACAAUCACGUAAUGCAUCACGUGAAUCAAGUGUUAGUGAACGAGCAUCAAAUGUUGGUUUAACAACACAAUUAAGUAAAACAUCAAUAAAUGAAUCCUCAACUGUAAUUAAUCCCGAUCCAUCAAAUACAUCAUUCGAUGAAGAAAAAACGCAAGCUCGUGUACAUGCAUUAAUUGAAGAAUAUACUGAAAAUUAUUCUGAAUCAACUGAUCGACCUGUUAAAGAAGCAUUAGAAGAUUUAUCUCUUUUCCGUACUCCAAGUCUUGAUCAACAAGCAAUUAUUGUUCGAGAAUUAUUCUCUAAUGUUUUCGAAGCUAAACCACGUGCUCGAAAAGCUGUUGGACAUUUACUUGAUGCUGCACUUAAUGAUGAAAUUAUCUCUACUGACGCUUUUACUUCCGGUUUUAAAAUGACUGUUGAAGCUGCACCUGAUUAUGCAGUUGACAUUCCUUUGAUUUGGCAAUAUAUUGGUGAAAUAAUUGGUGCAUUUAUUGGUGCUCCAACAUCGAAUAUGUCACUAAUAAAACAAAUUUUACAAUCUGCUCCAGAUGAUAAAUCGAAACAAUUAUUUCAAUAUAUUAUUCGAUAUGCAACUGAAUUUUCGUCUCAAUCACGUAUACAAAAAUUUUGGCAAACAUCCGGUUUUUCUAUUAAUGAUGUACUUAAAUCUGAUCUUAUUGAUUCUUCGUUUACAAAAGAAUAUGAUUGGUUAUCUGAUACACCUGAAAGUGAACCUUCAACACCUCAAACAAAAGAAAAUGUUUCUCCACGUGCUGAUUCUCAACUUGUUAAAUUAUUUAAAUCUGUUAAUGAUCAAGGUACAACAGUAACUGAUCCAGAAAUUAUUGCAUAUAUUCGUGAGCAUAUGGAUCCAAAUGAAAAAUUUUAUAUUCGAAAUAUUGUUUUAUCAUAUUUGGAAGCAUGUUUAAUUAAUCGUGAUCCACAAAAGAAAAUUCAAGAAGAUAUUGCAAAAAAACGAAUGACUAUACUCAAUGCAAUUAUUGAACAUAAACCAGAAGCUGAAAUUCAAGCUGUUUAUGCUAUUCAAAAUUUUGUUAAUAAACUUGAACAUCCACCAAAAAUGGCUCGACUACUAUUUGAUAUAUUUUAUGAUGAAGAAUGUGUAAGUGAAGAUGCAUUUUUUGAAUGGUUGAAACAUCCAGAUCAAUCUGAGACAGAAGGACAUGCUGUUGUUGAAAUGUCUACGAAAGACUUUUUUACUUGGUUACAACAAGCUGAAACAGAAGUCGAAGAAGGCGAAGAAGAAGAAGGAAAUUAA